UAUCGUCAAUUCCACAAUACAGCCCGCGAUGCCACCACGCAUAUCUCUACGGACCGCCUCAAGGUUCCUGAACAUUCGGCCGGCCCCCCAGCCAUCAAUUGCCUGUCACACACCCAUUACCCUCCGCACACACCCCGUUCGCGCCUUCGCAGACUCGAAACACCCCAAACCGAGCUCAAACCCGACAUCGUCAGAUGCCCUGCCUAAUGCGAGCGAGGAAGCCGUACAGGUCGGCAAGGCUACCGGCAAAGCCACACCAGAGCUGGACCAAGGGACACCAGUGCAGGAGAUCUUAAAACGGGACCCCGAGCUAGCGGAGAAGGCGCCUGAAGUGAUGAAGGAGAAGCCUACGGAUGCGAAGAGGAGUGCAGAGGCCGCGGGCGAAGAGGGAGCCACGACUUUUGAUAACCUGCUGGCACUGGGACAGAUGGAGGCGAUUGUCAAUGGAGGGCACGCGAGUGAUAUGACGCCAGAGAUGGUGGGCCAUAAAUUCCCGCUGCCGGAUAUGCCGUUGAAGCCAUUUUCGAAUCGCAAGGAGCGCUAUGAUCCGAUCGUUUCUCAGGUCACAAACCUCCUCAUGCAACACGGCAAGCUGAGCAUUGCUCAAAGGCAUAUGUCCUACAUCCUCAACCAGCUCCGCACUGCACCUCCCCCAGUGCCGUCUCAAGCUCGCCCCCUCGUCCCUGGCUCCCCGCCCCCAAUCGAACUGCCUCUAAACCCAAUCAACUACCUCGCCGUCGCCAUCGAUUCCAUCGCACCUCUCAUGCGCAUCCGCCAACUGAAGGGUGCCGCCGGAGGUGGUUUGUCGCUGCCAGUUCCUGUCCCCCUGAGCCUGCGCCAGCGCCGCCGCACAGCCAUCAUGUGGAUCCUGGAUACGGUACUCAAGAAGAAGAGCCGUGGCAGUGGGCCCACGAUGUUUGCGCAGCGCUUCGCGGAUGAGAUUAUCAGUGUGGUAGAAGGAAAGAGCGGCGUGUGGGAUAAGCGGGCGAUGGUACACAAGGCCGCAACGUCAGCGAGAGUGAACUUGACUUAUUCGAGGAUGAAGGGGAGGAGGCUGUAGGGGUUAACAUCUGGGGAGUUGGUGGUUGAUGUAAGAUAUGUAUAGAGGCUUGAAUGUACUAUAGAGCUACUGUGCAAGCUGUAUCAACUGGGGGUUAGUUCUCGAGGUGGACCUGGUAACUCUGGGUAUUCCGUGUUCACUUGUGGGAAUAGUUACUGUGCACCCACUGCUGACUGUGGUAUGUGGAGUAUUUCAACGAACUAAUUGGCUGACAACCACAUAUCCCCGUCUUCGGACUUCGGGCCACACCAGCACCCCUCAUGGGAUCGUCAAACCCCCAUUUUCAUUUUUAAGGCACUAGAACACACAUCUAUUUCCCAAUUGAGAAUAACGUGACUGCCGACGGCAGCGCGUUGACUCGCAAGUGCGAUGUGUAAUGUGCUGGAAUUUUCGCGUCGCCUCGCAUGCCAUGCGCCCUGAGAAUUCUGCAGCGACAUGCGGAGCUGGAGAUCUUUGGCCCCAUGCCCCUCCACGGUACUACUGCAUGCUGCACCAAAAUAGCGUCGACAAAGGCAAGGAACAAAAAAAAUAUGGUGCAAUUACGCCUCGGGAAACAAGGUGGAACAGACUGUAUUAUUCUCAUAGUGCUGCUUUUUGAAGUGCUUUUCCAAAGCCCU
Messenger RNA from Pseudogymnoascus destructans, 1677 nucleotides. RefSeq lists its product as uncharacterized. NCBI's taxonomy places the organism in Eukaryota, Fungi, Ascomycota, Leotiomycetes, Thelebolales, Thelebolaceae. The record is from RefSeq and is a predicted model, not a curated record. Gene Ontology annotation, molecular function: rRNA binding; structural constituent of ribosome; mRNA binding. The coding region runs from base 29 to 1060 and encodes 343 amino acids. The transcript has 4 exons. Gene Ontology annotation, biological process: ribosomal small subunit assembly; translation. Gene Ontology annotation, cellular component: ribosome.